CCCAGGCUAACUGUUGUGUCUCUGUCUACAGGUGUGAAGAGGGUGGAAGUCCAGAGCAGCAAUCAUGGUUGCCCUGUCAUUGAAAAUCGGAGUGGGGAACGUGGUGAAAACGAUGCAGUUUGAACCCUCCACCAUGGUCUACGACGCCUGCCGCAUCAUCAGGGAGAGAGUUCCUGAGGCGCAGCUCGGCCAGCCCAACGACUACGGGCUGUUCCUGUCUGACGAAGACCCAAAGAAAGGCAUCUGGUUGGAGGCGGGGAAAGCCCUGGACUACUACAUGCUGAGGAACGGG
Cyprinodon variegatus (sheepshead minnow) is the source of this 292-nucleotide messenger RNA. Its product is annotated as talin-1-like. Gene Ontology annotation, biological process: platelet aggregation. Gene Ontology annotation, molecular function: integrin binding. The record is from RefSeq and is a predicted model, not a curated record. Lineage: Eukaryota; Metazoa; Chordata; Actinopteri; Cyprinodontiformes; Cyprinodontidae. The annotation marks the transcript as partial. Gene Ontology annotation, cellular component: focal adhesion; plasma membrane. The transcript is spliced from 2 exons.